AUGGAACUGGAUCGGGAACGGAAACCUAAUCUCACUGUGGAACGGAACGGAACUGUUCCGACGACUGUGCAUUAUCGAUACCGCCGGUUCGAUAAGGAGUGGGGAGGCCGGUUCGAUAAGGAGUGGGGAGGCCGGUUCGAUAAGGAGUGGGGUGGCCGGUGCGAUAAGGAGUGGGGAGGCCGGUUCGAUAAGGAGUGGGGUGGCCGGUUCGAUAAGGAGUGGGGAGGCCGGUUCGAUAAGAAGUGGGGAGGCCGGUUCAAUAAGGAGUGGGGUGGCCGGUGCGAUAAGGAGUGGGGAGGCCGGUUCGAUAAGGAGUGGGGUGGCCGGUUCGAUAAGGAGUGGGGUGGCCGGUUCGAUAAGGAGUGGGGUGGCCGGUUCUACUCCUUCCGAUAUUCAACAGGCAACAUCAAUGCUCAUGUCUAA
Molecule: messenger RNA, 423 nt
Organism: Nezara viridula (southern green stink bug)
Lineage: Eukaryota; Metazoa; Arthropoda; Insecta; Hemiptera; Pentatomidae
Source: the annotation of a GenBank genome assembly